Messenger RNA from Oikopleura dioica, 2022 nucleotides. Lineage: Eukaryota; Metazoa; Chordata; Appendicularia; Copelata; Oikopleuridae. The record is from the annotation of a GenBank genome assembly.
AUGCGAUUGGGUAUUGCUGCCUUGCCGGCUAUAGCGCUCGGCAAGCUCAAACCAACAGAUGUCUUCACAGUUCAACCAGAAAACGUCGAGGUCGUCCGUGGAAGCACCGUGACUCUAGAAUGCGCGAUCGACCCUUCCGUCACCUCCAAAUACACAUCCGACCCUGCUGAGGAGCUCAUCCAAUGGGCAAAGGGUAAAUUGGGGCUUGGAUUUCCUCCCCUUAGGCGAGAGCGGUACAGUCAGCAAGUCGGGCCGAAUAGCUACAGUUUGACGAUCGAAGAUGUCCAGGCAGAGGAUGAAGAUGACUUUGAGUGUCAGUUCACUAGCGAAGGUAUUCGAAGCAAGAAUGCUCGAUUGACGACAAUCAUCGCUCCAGAAGAGCUCCAAAUCACUUCAAACGCGGCUAGUCUGAUAGACAGUCUCCCCGCCGAGCCCGAAACAACCGUGACUGUCAUCGAAGGAGUCGAAGCCGUCAUCGAUUGCGUGAGCAUCAAGGCGAAACCAAGCGCUCUUCCAAAAUGGACGAGCUCUUUCAAAGAUGCGGAAUUCCGCGGACCAUGGGAAGUGUACGAUUCCGACUCGAAAACUACUAAUGCGACUCGUCAAUUGCGCUUCAUCCCUUCUCUGGAACACGACGGAAUGCCUGUACAAUGCUCGGUAGAACAUCCAGCGCUAGAAGAACAGCUUACCGUCGAGAAGACCCUGAAGGUUUACUAUCCUCCAAAAACGUCCAUCAAACUACCAUCAACCCCAAUCCUGGCCGGCUCUGAAAUAGAAGUUGAAUGCGAACUGGAAGGAGCGAACCCGCCCGCACGCGAAUUCCGCUGGAUGAUCGAUGGCGAGAUUCUUGAGAACGAAACGCAAAAUGUCCUCAAAUUGGAGGUUGCCGCCGCCCAUCACCUUCAGCAAAUUUCGUGUGAAGCCUUUAACGGAGUACAGAAUGCGCAGCAACCGAGUGCUGGACAGAUUGAAGUUCUUUUUGAACCCGAAUUGGUGGAGAAAUCCAAACGAGUCGGCGUCGAUCCAGAAGAUACAGAAGUCGAGCUUUUUUGUGAGUUUUCUGGAAAUCCAGCGCCGAAAAUUGAUUGGUUUUUGGAAGACAAGUAUCUCGGCAGCGGAAAAUCACUCAUUCUCGAUGCUCGAACAACCCCAGUUUCAGCCGGUUCUUACAGUUGUAUCGCCUCAAACGAUCUUGGCAAGGCCUCAUCAGAAAUCCUCGUUGUGGUCAAAGGUCCACCGACGAUUAUUUCCUCGAAUCAGCAGUCGACGAAUCUGGAAUGCGCAUUUAUGUCCGAACCAGCCCCAAGCCUGAUCGAAAUCAGAAACUUGGAAACGGACGAAAUCGUCAAAAUCGACGAAGAAAUUCAGUUCUACAAUUUGGAAGUCGUCAACGUCCAAAACUUGCCGCUUGGCUUGUACGAAUGCAAAGUCGAGAACGAAUUCGGAUCGACGAGCGCUAGAAUCUCACUCUAUGGAAAUGGAUUGGGCGCCAGCGCCAAGCUUGGAAUAAUUGUUGGUGUUUUGGUCGUGGCGAUCGCGAUGGUGCUAUUUUCGCUUAUUAAAAUGAAGGUGAUCAGCAAUACCAGAAGAUUCAAGCUCAAUCAGGUUCCGGAAAACGACUCAACUGGAGAUCUCGAAUCGAACCGCCGCUCCAUCGUUAUUUCGAAGCCGUUUUUGCAGAAGCACCAGUCGAACCCGCUGCAUGUGUUGGAUUCGCAAUUGGACGCGAUUCUCGACAACCACGUUGAAGUGCGCUACUCCGACAUCAACCCUUCCGACUCCGGUUCGACCCACCGAUCCGCCGCCGACGACGGCUACGCCACCGAGUCCGGCAGCAACAACAAGAUCGCCGCCAGCAUCGGCUCCAACUUCACCAAUUACGAGUUCGAGCAGAAUUCGAAUCCGCAGAGCUCGCAGACGAAGUUAAAGGUCAUCUGGGACGAUUCGCUGCCGCACGAUUACGAGACGAAAGGACUCUUUGUCAGUAAUUACAGAAAACAGAGGUCGAUUUCUCAAGUUUGA